GAUUUGACAAGUCCAGGUGGUGGGGAUGAUGUAGCUGGUGAUUUGGGUACAAGGGGAAUUGGGGUUUCUGUUGGUGAAGCAUCAUCAAAUGACAGAUUGGAGACGGAGGUUGAAGGGCCUGUUGCGGAGGAGAGCGUGGAGAAAAAUAAGGAGGUGGUUGGAGGUGAGGCUGAGGGUGAUGUAGCUGAUGAAAAACCUUCAAGAAAAGUUGAUUCUGUGAAUCAUGAGGUUCAAAAUUUGGGAAUUGGAACUGGGGUUGAAGAGUUUAAGGCAAUUAUGAGUUUAACAGGUGGAGAAACCCAAAUCCCUCACAUGGAGGAGACAGUGGCGGGUGCUGGGGAAGAGGACCUGGAGAGAGGACUUCUUGGGGAUAAUGUUGAGAGAGGUAGUGGAAUGGUUGGUACUGCAGGAAGUGAAGCACAGGGCAAAGGAGCCGAAAACGGGGUAGAAUCUUCUGCAGUGGUGUCUGGUACUUUGGAGAGAGAAACACAAGUUGUGGUGGAAGUUGUUACAGAGAAUAAAAAUUAUUUAGGAAAAGAAUUGGAUAAGAAUGCUAGGCAAGAUAGUGAAUCGAACGGUGCUAGAGAUGAUGCACAUCAAGUUGUGGAGACGCAGAGAUUGGGGGUUUUGGAUGAUGAAAUAUGGAAUCCUGGUAUUGAAACUGCAGAUGCAGGUUUUGCUGCAAUCUUGGAAGAGUCCAGUGCACCUGCCCAGGUUGUUGAGGAGGAUGCAGUGGUGGUUAGUGAAGAGGCUUUGGAUUCCCAAAAAAAUACUACUAGUAGCCCGGCUGUAGAGGGUAUUUCUUCUAGUUCAGAAGAAAAACAAAUUCCAAUGGCCGAGACAGAUGAUGGAGGAACUGGAAAAGAUGCUAUUGUUAAUGCUAACCCUAAUUCCCUGGAUGAACAAGUUCCAGUUGCUGUUAGGGGGGAAGUUUCAGCGACGGAUCAAGGGGAAUAUAUGUGUACCACCAUGGAAGAUUCAACAUCCUCUUUUCAGCCAACCCAGGUGGUUGGAGGUGAAGACGUGGCAAUGGCCAGAAAGGUGCAUCCUAAUUUUGAGGAAGCCCAACAGUUGAAGCUGGAAGAGAAUUUAGAUCAGGGAACUGCUCUUGUUGGUUCAAAUAUAGAACAAAUGAAUGGAAUUGAAAAACAAGUUGGUAAUGCUAAAUUGGAUGGGAUGUUAUCUUGCUCUGGAAAUAUUCAGAACAAUAAGGAUGAGACACUGUGCACGGGCAGUGAAUUAGAUACCCAAGUCUCUGGCAGAGAGAACAAAAUUUCUUCCAUGGACAAUAAGGAGGCUUUAAAUGAUGCCAAACCAGAUAAUUCAGAUGGAAGGAAAGAGAUAUUAAUUCAAAAACAUCUGACAGAGGUUGUGACGGAUGGUGGUAGCGCUGAAAAUCAAAGAAAUGCAUGUUUGGAUUCAACAUCUACAGUACAAACAGCACUUGAGGUUGUUAGUGGUGAGGCUAUGACUGUGGAUGACAGUCCAAAAUAUGCGAAUGUGGAAGUUCCACGUCUGCGCUCUUCUGAUGUUGAUGCUACUCUAUCCUGCUCAGGAAAUGAGCAGAGCUUUAAUGCCGAGGUAGUUUGUGGAAGUACAGAAAUGGAUAUCCAAGUCAUGAAUGGGGGUGAAGUUGCUCCAAAGGACAGUAAACAAGUUCUGGAUUCCAAUGUUGGAGGUCUGGAGCCCGCUGAUUUUUAUGAAGUUGAUUCAACUGCAGGGCAAGAAAUGCAAGUUGAAGAACAAGUUAUUGAUGCCGAGCAGGUUGAUUUGCAUGGAGCAGAGGAAAUGGAAGUUGAAGAACCAGAUAGUGAACAGGGUGCUAUACAUGGAGCAGAGGAGAAAUUUGUUAAACGGACAACUGUGAAGGCUGGAAACUUAGUGAAAUCCCAUCAAGCUAGUUAUCAGUUGUCCCUAGAGGAUAAAGGAGAGUUUGAUGUGUUUGAUUUGGUCUGGGGUAAAGUGAGGAGCCAUCCAUGGUGGCCUGGACAGAUUUUUGAUCCUUCUGAUGCAUCUGAGAAGGCGAUGAAGUAUUAUAAGAAGGACUGUUUUCUGGUAGCAUAUUUUGGGGAUCGAACAUUUGCUUGGGUUGAUGCAUCUCAGCUAAAGCCCUUCUAUUCACAUUUCUCCCAGGUAGAGAAGCAGAGCAAUGCAGAAGUAUUUCAGAAUGCUGUCAAUUGUACUCUAGAAGAAGUCUCCAGACGUGUGGAGUUGGAGCUAGCUUGCUCUUGCAUACCAAAGGAUGCUUAUGAUGAUAUCAGAUUGCAAAUUGUUGAGAAUGCUGGAAUCCGACAAGAGUCGAGUGUGAGAGAUGGGGUAAAUGAAUUUGCUGGUGUUCAAUCUUUUCAACCUGAUAAAUUAGUUGAAUAUAUGACAGCAUUAGCACAGUCUCCAUCUUCUGGGGCUGACCGACUUGAGCUUGUGGUAUCUAAGGCUCAGUUGUUGUCCUUCUAUCGUUUAAAGGGGUAUUAUCAGCUACCUGAAUUCCAAUUUUGUGGAGGUUUGGUAGAAAACGGUGUGGAUGCUUUUCACUUUGAGGACAAGAUGGAUGCAACUACUUUUAGUAAGGAUGAUGAGCUUAUUCACUCUGGCCAGGAGAUUUCUGGAACUCAAAGAAGCUCAUAUCAUAAGCGUAAACACAAUUUGAAGGAUAGCAUAUACCCUAGAAAGGAGAGAAGCUUGUCUGAGUUGAUGAGUGGUUCAUUUGAUUCUCUAGAUGACGAUGAAUUCGGUACUAGCAAGGUGGUUUCACCAUCUUCUGGAAAGAGGCGGAAGGUGGUUGAUUCUACUGGUGAUGACUCAUUGCAAGAUGUGAGAAAAACUAUUUCCCUUGCAAAAGUAUCUGCCACCCAAUCUCACGUUCCUAAACCAUCCUUCAAAAUAGGUGAAUGCAUACGUAGAGUUGCUAGCCAAAUGACCGGGUCUCCAUCUAUCCUGAAGAGUAAUAGUGAGAGGUUGCAGAAAUUUGAUGGAGAUGGAGCGGAUGUUUCAUUUGAGAAUUUUGAGGAUGCAGAAGGAAAGAAAAGGAUUCUUCCUGCAGAUUAUUCGUCACUAGAUGAUUUGCUAUCUCAACUUCAUUUGGCAGCACGAGAUCCCAUGAAAGGAUACAGUUUUCUGAAUACUAUUACUGGUUUCUUCUCUGAUUUCAGGAAUUCAAUAAUUUUAAGCCGGCCUGUGGAUAAAGCAGGUGGUAAAAGGAAAAAAUCUUCUCACUCGAUUAUUGGGUCUCCAGAAACUUUUGAAUUUGAGGAUAUGAGUGACACUUAUUGGACAGACAGGGUAAUCCAAAAUGGUGCUGAAGAGCAACCAUCAAGUAGAAAUGGCAGAGGAUAUCAAAUUGUUCCUGUUGAACUGGGGAAACCUGCUCAAAAGAGUCGUAGAUUAUCUUCUAGGAAGCAACAUUCUGUUGCCAAUCAGGAUCUGGCCCCUCCAAAACCGCCUGGCUAUGUCGAUGAGAAUUCACCUGCAGAACUUAUAUUGAACUUCCCUGAGGUAGACUGCAUUCCUUCAGAGACAAACCUGAAUAAGAUAUUUAGGCGCUUUGGACCAUUGAAGGAAUCUGAGACAGAAAUUGAUGAGGAAACUAGCCGUGCCAGAGUGGUUUUUAGGAAAUGUUCUGAUGCAGAAGUUGCUUCCAGUAGUGCUGCCAAGUUUAAUAUCUUUGGAUCAAUGGUUGUAAAUUAUCAGAUCAGCUAUAUUGUAUCUGUACCAUUUAAAACUUCACCCAUUGUCACAACCUUAGGUGAGGAAUAUGCAACGUGAUGUCCAAACGUGCAAUUUGAGUUUUGAUGUGAACUUCAGGAAAGAGCCGACCCUAAAGGAUAUAGGCGGAAACAGUGCUGAUGAUAACAAUGCUAAAUGGCAUAUGCUGAUUAAACUGGCCGCUAGAGAAGGUAACCAGACUCUUAGUUCAUCUAGUUAUCCGCUAUUUCUACGCUCGGGAUUUGUCUUUUGUUGAGUUAAACUCAGAUUCCUGAUGUUAUGUCGUUAGAAAUCGGUCAGUGUAAUAUAUUAACUAUGCUGUUCUUGAGGAUUAAAGAUUCCAUUGCAAAUCAUAUUGCAUAUCUAUCAUUUUCUGCUUGA
This is a messenger RNA of Pistacia vera, 4083 nucleotides long. RefSeq lists its product as uncharacterized. The transcript is spliced from 3 exons. The coding region runs from base 277 to 3762 and encodes 1161 amino acids. The record is from RefSeq and is a predicted model, not a curated record. Lineage: Eukaryota; Viridiplantae; Streptophyta; Magnoliopsida; Sapindales; Anacardiaceae.